Verticillium dahliae VdLs.17 is the source of this 1208-nucleotide messenger RNA. RefSeq lists its product as uncharacterized. Bases 1 to 1089 code for a protein of 362 amino acids. The transcript has 3 exons. NCBI's taxonomy places the organism in Eukaryota, Fungi, Ascomycota, Sordariomycetes, Glomerellales, Plectosphaerellaceae. The record is from RefSeq and is a predicted model, not a curated record.
AUGUCACAUAAACCGAAAGACCCUCUUGACCAGCUGCAAUACAUGCUGAACGACGUCAUCAUACAGAUUGGCAAGGCCCUCAAGGCAUCGACCAAGCAACCGAAUCGACAAAUGUCUCUCAGAUCCAUGCAUCGCUUCAGACUCAUGAGAGCGAAAGGGGCUUUACAGAGGGACUUGGACCGUCUUCAACAACGCCGCGCGCCACAGCCAGAAGAGGCGAUCAAGGCUUCGCCUGCGCCCAUGAUCGCAUCACCAGCCUCGGUCACCCUGGUUGUCGCCAGUCCUGAACUUGCCCAGAAAUCACCGCCCUCACCCCCGCUCAAGGAGGAACCUACCCAGUCUACUCCGUUUUCUGCUGCGCAAGAAAGUCCUGCACCGCCGCCGAUGGCGCCGAUGGCGCCCAUACCUGACAUGGGCGGCAAUGACAGCAUGCCGACUCCCGUACAGCCGAAAGCGGACAUCAAGCGCGAACCAACGCCGUCGGUGCCACAGGCCAUGAUGGCUCCGAUGGAUAGCAUCCCUGUUAAAUCAGAAGAGACUCCAGCAACGUCGUCUGUCGCACCGGAGCCCUCCAUGUCGACGGCCCCCGAGGCGCCGAUGGAUGACCUCUUUGACCUUAGCGGCGGAGAGAACCAAGGCGGCGGGGGCAACGGGUCCGAGUUUGACUUUACAGACAUCACCUUCGGUCUCGAUCCGUCUGUGGACUCGCAAAGCCAACCAACGGCGGACGUGGCACCGCAGCCCGACAUGGGUACGACGUCUGGUGUGCCCGCAGCGGCUGAAAUGUCCACCCUGGAUGGCCUGCUGCCAGUCACAGCUCCUGUGCAGUCAGUGGCCACUACCGCCAGCACGGCCGUGACAACUACGGAACCGCCUAAAAUUCAAGGCGACCAGAAGGCGGGCGACCCGCAGUCGACGGCUGCCGUGGACAAUGACAUAUUCGAUCUGGAUGGCAUCGGUGGCAACAUGGACCUUGACAUGAACCUUGGCAAUAACGGGGACGGCAGCAGCUUCGACGAUAUGUUUUAUGCUGGCGACAACAUGGACGAUGUGCAGUUCGACGAUGCUUUCUUUGGAUUAUCAAAUUAGGCAUGAGGGACAGGGGGACACGGCACGUUCAGGACUGGGUCUUGGUGGUCUAGAACAGGGAUGCACUGGUCGACGCUUUCCCAGCAACGACACGCGUUAAUGACCGAGCAUCAUGCUUC